Molecule: messenger RNA, 2316 nt
Organism: Sander lucioperca (pikeperch)
Lineage: Eukaryota; Metazoa; Chordata; Actinopteri; Perciformes; Percidae
Product: phosphatase and actin regulator 1-like
Exons: 12
Coding region: 312-2078 (588 amino acids)
Biological process (GO): stress fiber assembly; cell motility
Molecular function (GO): actin binding
Source: RefSeq, a predicted model, not a curated record
CAACCGACUGCAGUCUACAGCUCUGGGAGGGAGAGGUACUCACUGCUAUUCACUGCUGACCCUCUAUUUUAUUAUUAGCUUACUUAAAUCUGGCAGCAGGGCUGUUUUUCUCAGCAACAACGGCUCUUUUUUUUUUGCAUUGCGUAACCAAAUAGCUGCACAUUAUUGGGAUCUCAGGUAAAUGUGUGGGAACACAGCAGAGAGAAGCGGCUGAUUUGGGAUCGAUAAAAGCUGCUACUGUUAGGUCAGGUAGGACUCAGUUGAUGGCCCUUUAAUUUAAAUCCACACCGUGCUCCGUUUUCGCGUCCUCAAUGUUCAGGACGGCCAAUUACCCGACGGUGGAUCCUGCGCCCACCAUCAUGCACGGCACUUGGUUUACCACGGGGUGUCGAGAAACGCCCGUAGCGGUGGAGAAACCGAAGAAAAAGGCGUUCAGCCUGGUCAAAAUAAUGUCUCUCAGCAACAAGAAAGGGCACGACCAGCAUCCGCACCACAACAACAACAUGCCCUUUACGAUCCACUGUCACAUCGGGAAAGAGAUAAAGCACAUCUGCAGCAAUUGCAGUCGCGGGAACGACACACGGGACGCUGAGGAAGGAGAGAGGCUGGCCGCCAUGCGUUCUGAGUCCUUGCUCUCCGGCACUCACACUCCACCCAUCCGUCAUCGAAGCAAGUUUGCCACUCUGGGACGCCUCCUCAAGCCAUGGAAAUGGAGGAAGAAGAAGAGUGAGAAGUUCAAGCAGACCUCAGCUGCUUUGGAAAGGAAGAUGUCGAUGCGACAGAGCAGAGAUGAGCUGAUCAAAAGAGGAGUGCUUAAAGAGAUCUUUGAAAAAGCAACCUUUGAGUUCCGAUCCUCGAUGGACGGCGGAGUCUGCACUCAGGAGCCCUCUAUUAAGUCAUCUAUGGUCCUGCCCAUCAAGAAAUCUGUCACCUACUCAGGGGACCUUCAGGAUAUCCCCGCCAAGCCACCGCAUUACCACAAACAGCCUCCUGCUCUCCCUCCAAAACCUUUCUCUAGGAUCCCAAACCAUAGCACAGAUUCUUGCCAGCCGAUGAAGUUGCCCUGUAUGCCCGGGGGAAAGCACUCUCCACCUCUGCCUCCCAAGAAAGUGAUGAUUUGUGUGCCUCCAGGGGGGCUGGACUCCCCUUCUCCGCCCCCCAAUUCCCUCUGCACCUUCUCCCAAAAGUGCGGCCCUCCCCAGGGCAUGCCCCCAUAUCACGGCACCUUGCUGCCCUCUCAGCUCGCCGCUCUAUCCAGUCUUCACCAGAGCCACGGUCACCCGUUUCAGCUUCAGUACGGCAGCUUGCAUGCGCCCAGCCGCAUCAUCGAGGAGCUCAACAAAACCCUGGCGCUCUCCAUGCAGAGGUUUGAAAGCUCUGCAUUGCACGGCGUCGGUCAGUGUGUCCCCCUGGACAGGAGAGAAGUGCCAUCUGUGAUCAUCGACUACGAGGAUGACAAGGAGAACAUGCCGAACGAGUCCGACUACGAAGAUCUGCCCAGCAUGUAUAAGGACGAGGACGAUGAUGUGGAUGAUGACGAGGACGAUGAUGAAGAUGACAUAUUAACAAGUUCUCUGGCUCAGAAGGUGCUGAGGAAAGACUCUCUGGCCAUCAAGCUGAGUAACCGUCCAUCCAAAAGAGAGCUGGAGGAGAAAAACAUCCUGCCCAUGCAGACAGACGAGGAGAGACUGGAGUCUAGGCAGCAGAUAGGCACCAAACUCACAAGGCGCUUGAGUCAGAGACCCACAGCGGAGGAGCUGGAACAGAGGAACAUACUCAAACCUCGCAAUGAGCAAGAGGAGAUUGAGGAGAAGAGGGAGAUAAAACGAAGGCUGUCACGAAAGCUGAGCCAGAGACCCACUGUAGAGGAGCUGAGACAGGCCAAAAUUCUCAUCCAAUUCAGUGACUACGUGGAGGUGUCAGAUGCCCAGGACUACGACAGGCGGGCAGAUAAGCCCUGGACCCGGCUCACAGCAGCUGACAAGGCAGCUAUACGGAAGGAACUCAACGAUUUCAAGAGCAAUGAGAUGGAAGUGCACGAGUCAAGUCGCCAUUUAACCAGGUUUCACAGACCAUAGUAGACCACCACUGUCUUGAGCAGCGCCGGACCGGUGCUCUCCUCCACUGAGAACCUUAAGUGCUGGACAGUAAAAUGGUGCCAGUUUAUACAAUAAGGCCAUGUCUUCUGAAAUGCCUUUUCAAGACCCACACAACUGAGUCGGUACUACGCUCCAAGAUGCAGACACCCACUACUCCAUCCACUGUAGUAGCACAUAAGGACUCCAGUUGAUUCACAUUGCCCCUCUAUGGAAUUUG